This is a messenger RNA of Closterium sp. NIES-65, 1611 nucleotides long. The record is from the annotation of a GenBank genome assembly. Lineage: Eukaryota; Viridiplantae; Streptophyta; Zygnematophyceae; Desmidiales; Closteriaceae.
AUGUCUCACAAAUUGUUCCGUAGAUCGUUACUAGGGAAGGCAGUCCCUCAGCCACUUGCUGCUUUCACCCCAUCUCUCUCUCCGAGGAGCAGUUCCCUUCCUCUAGUUUUGAGACGUAGAUUAAUAUGGAGAUUUAUUCCGGCGCUCCCUCCGCCUCUUUUCGUCCUCCUCACGCUCUCCCUCGCCGUUUUUGCACAGCAGCCGUCCACAGACAUCUCAGCUCCGCCAUCCGAUCCGUCCCUCGUUCAACUCGACUUAGAACUCCCGGGUGUGACUAUAGGGAGAGUGAUUCAACUGGAACGAGAGCUCGCUGCAGCAUCUGCUGCUUCUCCUGCCCUGCCUCCUCCCCCCUUAGCCUCGUCAGCAUCAUCCAAACCUCCUUCCCAACCAUCAUCAGCCUUGACAGUCUCAUCCGAACCAGCUGCCGAACCAAGUUUGUCAAGCCCAGGAACGGCUGAGGAUGGGACUCUACAGCAACAUGAUGGUAGCAAUACGAGCAGCAGCAGCAGAAGCCAAUCACCAGGCUCCAGCUCGGAUCUUAGCAUACGAGUUGAUUGGGGUCGCCAGGUAUCAAAGGAGCAGCGAUGGUCGGAGAUUCAGAGAGCGAGGCAGCAGGGGCGGUGCUCGAACAAGGGCGGUCUGUUCAACGCGUGGCCGUGGGAGGGGGGCUUCUCUGAAGGCUUUCUAGCGUGGGAGCCGCAGCCUGACAAAUACAUUCUCAUGGACUGCCAACGGAACCAGGUGUCCAACCGCAUUCGCUGCAUCCGCAACUACCUCGUGUCCAACCGCAUUCGCUGCAUCCGCAACUAUCUAAUCGUGGCGGGCGUUCUCAACCGCACGCUGGUCGCACCGUUCCGGCCGGCGGAGGUGAACGGCAGCUACGACCGGCGCGUGCAGAUUGACGUGCCGUUUUUUCGGCGCCCGGGCUGCCCGAAUAAACUGGCGAUUCAGCCCCAUCCGGCGAUCUUCGAAGCUGCCAGCCGGUUUGUAUCGGAUGUGCUUCUAAAGGGGAUGAAUAACAGUGCAGGGAGUAGCAGGGAAGGAGAGGAGCAGGGCAACAACACAGCGGCUGAGGACACGCUACCAUCAGCCAUUGCUGCUGCCAGUGGGGGUACCACCACUACUAGUGCCAGCGGUAGCAGUGGUAAGAAUGCCGGUCAGCUUCGCUACAUGGCGAUUCACUGGCGGCGAAAAGACCUGGUUACCAGCUUUCAGGACUCAGGCUCUCAUCUCACAAUCAACCGCACCGCGAGAUGCAUCGCCGAUCGCAUGGCAAAAUCCAGCAAUCUCAGCACCAUUUUCCUAGCCACUGACGCCGAACCUACUGAGGUGGCGGAAUUGACCGGAGCGGUUUUGUCCCACCGCCCGGACCUGCGGCUGAUGCAGCUUCCGCUGAACCUGGACGCGCAGGCUUGGGCGCAGGUGCUGCUGCCGCACCGGUUUGAGCAUCCGGGGGUGGUGCGGGUGACGUUAGACAAGGCGGUGUGUGCUCUAGCAGACGUGUUUCUUGGGACGGCAGCUUCGUCGUUCACGGAGGACAUUCAGCGAAUCCGGACGGGGUUGAGAGUGGCGCAUUGUGAAGACCAGAUUUUGUGCGAAGACGAGCUAUAG